AUGAGCUUGAUGCUGGAGACGCUGCUGGGCCCCCCGGGGGGGCUCCGCAAGGAGCCGGGCCGCGCUGCUCCGCGCUCCGCCGCCUCCAGCGGCUUCUACUCGUGGCCGGCCCCGGUGGUGGGGCGGGCGCGGGGCGCGGGGGGCGGCGGCGGCAGCGCGGCCGCGUCCUCCACCGAGAGCCUGGACUCGUUGAACGGCGAACCGCGGGCGCGCAACGAGAAGGAGCUGCUGCAGGUGCUGAACGACCGCUUCGCUGGCUACAUCGAGCGGGUGCGGGCGCUGGAGCAGCAGAACCGGGCGCUGGCGGCCGAGGCGGCGGCGCUGCGGCAGCAGCAGGCGGGGCGCUCGGCCAUGGGCGAGCUGUACGCGCGGGAGCUGCGGGACAUGCGGGGCACCGUGCUGCGCCUGGGCGCCGAGAAGGGCCAGCUGCGGCUGGAGCGGGCGCGCCUGGCCGAGGACGUGGCGGCUUUGCGGGGAAGGCUGGAGGACGAGGCUCGGCAGCGCUCGGAGCUGGAGGCGGCGGCCCGCGGGCUGGCGCAGCGCUCGGCGCAGGAGGAGCGAGCGCGGGCGCCGCUGGAGGAGCGAGCCCGGGCGCUGCGGGAGGAGGCGGAGCAGCUGCGGAGGCAGCACCGCGCCGAAGUGGGAGCUCUGCUGCGCGGGGCGCGCCCCGAGCUGCCCGCGGAGCCGCCCUCCUCCCUGCGCCCCGGCGUCACCGCCGCGCUCCGCGACCUGCGCGCCCAGCUGGAGGGCACGGCGGCCCGCAGCACCCUGCAGGCCGAGGAGUGGUUCCGCGUGAGGCUGGACAAGCUCUCGGAGGUGGCCAAGGUGAACACGGACGCCAUGCGCUUGGCCCAGGAAGAGAUCUCCGAGUACCGCCGGCAGCUCCAGGCCAAGACCACCGAGCUGGAAGCCCUCAAAGGGACCCAGGAGUCGCUGGAGAGGCAGAGGCAGGACUCAGAGGAGCGCCAUCAUGCAGAUGUCCUGUCCUAUCAGGAAACCAUCCAGCAGCUUGACAACGAGCUAAGGAACACCAAGUGGGAAAUGGCAGCUCAGCUCCGCGAGUACCAGGAUCUGCUCAACGUCAAAAUGGCCCUGGACAUCGAAAUUGCUGCCUACAGAAAGCUCCUGGAAGGGGAGGAGUAUCGGCUGGAGACUGGCAUUGGGAUGCUCUCCUACCCCGAGGUGGUUCCCAAGCCUCCCAGCAUCACCACCAGCAUCAAGGUGAAGAGCGAGGAGAAGAUCAAGGUGGUGGAAAAGUCAGAGAAGGAGACAGUGAUUGUGGAGGAGCAGACAGAGGAAAUCCAGGUGACCGAGGAGGUCACAGAGGAAGAGGAGGCUGAGAAAGAGGCUGAAGAGGAAAAAGCUGAAGAGAAGGAGGAAGAGGGGGAGGAAGAAGAAGAGGAGAAAGCUGAAGAAGAGGAUGAAGAAAAGGCCAAGUCUCCUGCAAAGGAGGAGGCCAAGUCCCCAGAGAAACCUGAGUCCCCCUCAAAGGAGGAGGCCAAGACCCCAGCAGUCAAGUCCCCUGAAAAGCCCCCAUCCCCCUCAAAGGAAGGGGCCAAGACCCCAGUUGUGAAAUCCCCAGAAAAACCUGCAACCCCCUCAAAGGAGGAGGCCAAGACCCCAGCUGUGAAGUCUCCAGAGAAACCCCCGACCCCCUCAAAGGAGGAAGCCAAGACUCCAGCUGUCAAAUCGCCUGAAAAGCCACCAAUGCCUCCUAAGGAGGAGGCAAAAACCCCAACAGUGAAAUCCCCAGAGAAACCUACACCUCCCUCAAAGGAUGAGGCCAAGACCCCAACAGUGAAAUCCCCAGAGAAACCCACACCCCCCUCAAAAGAGGAAGCCAAGAGCCCAGCUGUGAAAUCUCCAGAGCCACCUGCAACUCCCUCAAAGGAGGAAGCCAAACCCCCAUCUGUCAAAUCCCCAGAGAAGCCCCCGAGCCCCUCAAAGGAGGAAGCCAAACCCCCAGCUGUGAAGUCCCCAGAGAAGCCCCCAAGCCCCUCUAAGGAGGAAGCCAAACCCCCAGCUGUGAAGUCCCCAGAGAAGCCCCCAAGCCCCUCUAAGGAGGAGGCCAAACCCCCAGCUGUGAAGUCCCCAGAGAAGCCCCCAAGCCCCUCUAAGGAGGAGGCCAAACCCCCAGCUGUGAAGUCCCCAGAGAAGCCCCCGAGCCCCUCUAAGGAGGAGGCCAAACCCCCAGCUGUGAAGUCCCCAGAGAAAGCCAAAUCUCCUGUGAAGGAGGAGGCCAAGUCUCCGCAGAAGGAAGCAGCCCCAGCCAAGGAGCCAAGCCCUGCUCCAAAGGCCCCUGCCAAGGAGGAGCAGCCCAAGGAGGUGAAGGCUCCCUCCAAGCCUGAGGAGGGUAAGAAGGAGGAAGCUCCCAAGAAGGACGUCCUAGCCAAGGCAGAGGAGAAACCCAAGGAGAAGGCGGCUGCUGUGCCAGAGCCUCCAGCUCCACAGGCCAAAGAGACCAAGCCAAGCCCCAAACCUGCCAAAGAGGGAAAAGCCGAGGAGGCUCCAGCAAAACCUCAGCAGGAGGUCAGCAAAGCGGCCACCAAGGAGGCUGAAAAGCCAAAGGCUGAGGAGCCCAAGAAGAAAGUAGAAGAACCCAAGAAGGAGAAGGUGGAGGAGCCCAAGAAAGAAAAGGCAGAGGAGUCUAAGAAGGAGAAAGCAGAGGAGCCUAAGAAGGUGGAGGAACCCAAGAAGGAGAAGGCAGAGGAACCCAAGAAAGUGGAGGAACCCAAAGCUAAAGCAAAACCCAAAGACGAGCCCAAAGCCAGUAAGGAACCCCCCAAAGCCGAGGCUCCCUCCAGCAAGGAGGGCACAGCCCCAGAGCCGGGGAAGAAGUGAUGGAAGAGUCCCAGGAGCCGCAGGCACCUCUGGGCACGGGAGCUGCUCCACUCUCUCCGAUGGCUGGGCCCGGGGUGGGAGCCCAGGGACCCCCAGGACCCCCAGGGCAGGCUUUCCCUUAGCAAUAGGCCCGUGAGAGCCCCUCAGGUGGGCGAUUGCUUCCCUCGCAGAACGUGAUAUUCGCCGAGCGCCACAUUUAAACACUUGAAUUAUAACCCAGGAGAAGAGGGGGGACCCCCAGGGGAACCCCACCACCUUUCUCCUCUAAGUGCAUUUAUUUAACGUAUGUGCAAUGGAUGGAUGAGUGCAAUGCAGAGCUGUAGCUGCUUGGGGGGGCUGGCGGGGUCCUGCCCUGCCCUGGGGGUGACAGUCCCUCUAGGCAGAGGUAGGAAAGACUGGGAGCUGCUGGAAUGCUCACAGACACACACGGUGCACCAGGAACCUCAGCCCACUGAUCUUUGCUUUCUGUGCAAUAACCAAAUAAAAGUGCUUACAGAGACACCCUGGCUCUGCUAGCUUGUCCUAGGGAGAAGACAGGGAAGGAAGAUGGGAAUGUGGGGCUGGGAUCUGUCACCCAGGGCUGGGGUGGGUGACACGGGGCUUUCCAGAGGAGAAACACACCCCACAGCAGGCACAAGAACCCUGUGUCCUGAGGAUGGAAACAGGGCCAGCCCUGCUACGCUUUCCAAAGGACUCUAGUGGGC
Molecule: messenger RNA, 3545 nt
Organism: Serinus canaria (Common canary)
Lineage: Eukaryota; Metazoa; Chordata; Aves; Passeriformes; Fringillidae
Gene: NEFH
Product: neurofilament heavy chain
Exons: 5
Coding region: 1-2841 (946 amino acids)
Biological process (GO): axon development
Cellular component (GO): neurofilament; axon
Molecular function (GO): structural constituent of postsynaptic intermediate filament cytoskeleton
Source: RefSeq, a predicted model, not a curated record